This is a messenger RNA of Populus euphratica (Euphrates poplar), 1284 nucleotides long. RefSeq lists its product as uncharacterized. The record is from RefSeq and is a predicted model, not a curated record. NCBI's taxonomy places the organism in Eukaryota, Viridiplantae, Streptophyta, Magnoliopsida, Malpighiales, Salicaceae. The transcript is spliced from 2 exons. The coding region runs from base 372 to 1118 and encodes 248 amino acids.
UGCAGGGCACUAGGAAGGAUGUUAGUCUGGGACCUCAGGCCCAAAGUAGCAGAAGAGGGCCCAUGAAAUGAAAGGUGGUGGAAAACAGUAAGGAACAUAUUCUGUCUUUAAAUUCAAGCAGCCGAAGACAAAAGCAGCCCAAUCUAGGUUCCAUAGAGGUUACAUAGAGGUGAAGGGAGAUAAUCGGUGGGUGACUGUGUAAGACCCAGAUCUAGAAGCACAAUUUUCAUCAGGUGCCACGUCCUUCAUAGGAAGAUGUAAUAGUAGAGAAAAAAGGUUGUAGCGUUCCAGUUGAGGAAGAGCAUAUGAAUGAAGGAUUCUUAAGAAAAGAUACCAUCAUUAUAGAACGGGAGGAGUUAACAGCUUAAUCUAUGAAGAUGGUCUUUAGGGAGUUCCACUUCAUUCGUUUGAUUAUAAUGAACAUGUUUAAGUGGAAUUGUAGAGGGGCUGGAAGUAACCGAUUUUGCUCUAUAGUGUAUGACUUUAGGAAAGCCUACGGGAUAGAAAUCAUGACAUUCAUUGAACCAAGAAUAAGUGGCAGGGCUGCAGGGAAAGUGAUUGACAAGUUGAAUUUUGAUUCAAACUUCAAGGUGGAGGCGGAAGGAAAGUUUGGAGGUAUCUGGUUAUUAUGGAACAAAGGCGGCGUGGAUUUAAGAGUGUCGAAUUCAUCCAAGCACUUGGUCCAUGUUUUAGUAGAUAAGGGAGGAGGUUCUCCAUGGCUAUGUACGAUACUAACGGCUGCAGAAAAGAUGGAAGGCACACGUGUUGAUAUGAGAAAAUGUCUGAGAUUCAAUAGAUGGAUUCAGGAUUGUGGUUUGCUGGACUUAAGAAGUGUUGGUUCAAAAUUCACAUGGCGCGAACAUGAGAGCAGAGGUUAUGGAAGAGUGCAUGGAAGGUUGGAUAGAGGGCCAGGUAAUCAACUAUGUAGAUUGCAAUUUCCAGCCAUGUAUGUUAGGGUCUUGCCCAGGGUAAAAUCUGAUCAUCAUCCUACUUUUGUUGAGCUCAACUCCAGGGACAUGCAUACACUUAAACACUGUCGCCCUUUUAAAUUUGAAGCGGCAUGGACGUCUCACGAUAGUUUUACUAAAGUAAUAAAAAAAUUGCUAGCAGGGGAGUGAGGAUCUAGUUGCUGAACUUGAAAGGUUGACAACAACGUUGCAAGAGUGAAACAGGAAGUUUUUGGCAAUAUCUUCUAUCGCAAGAAAAUAGUGUUGGCCAAGCUUGAGGGCAUUCAAAAGGCUUUGUCUGAAGGAGGAAACAUUUUCCUGAACAAGUUAAAGAAAG